This is a messenger RNA of Thunnus maccoyii (southern bluefin tuna), 2485 nucleotides long. It is a transcript of the gene acad8, whose product is annotated as acyl-CoA dehydrogenase family, member 8. Gene Ontology annotation, molecular function: flavin adenine dinucleotide binding; acyl-CoA dehydrogenase activity. Bases 94 to 1353 code for a protein of 419 amino acids. The transcript is spliced from 11 exons. Lineage: Eukaryota; Metazoa; Chordata; Actinopteri; Scombriformes; Scombridae. The record is from RefSeq and is a predicted model, not a curated record. Gene Ontology annotation, biological process: lipid metabolic process.
CUCCCGCUUCCCUGUUGUUAAAACUACAUUUCCCAGCAGCAGCAGCGCCGCCCCGUCUGACAUAACUCAACCAUUCUGUCGUAACAGUUAAACAUGGCGGCGGUCGGACCUCUAUCAAGAAUCUCCAGACUCGGCCACAGCAUCUGCAGGAGCCACCGUUUAAUAUUUAACAGGAGCUCUCAGAGACGAGGAAUAGCUUCAUGUAUCGACCCUGGUCAUGGACUCUCAGAUGAACAGAGGGAGUUUCAGAAAGUGGCCUUUGACUUUGCAGCCAAUGAAAUGGCUCCACACAUGGCAGAGUGGGACCAGAAGGAAAUGUUUCCUGUUGAGACGAUGCGGAAGGCAGCCCAGUUGGGGUUUGGUGGGAUUUACGUUCAGCCGGAUGUUGGAGGAUCAGGUCUUUCUCGACUGGACACGUCAGUCAUCUUUGAGGCCUUGUCCACAGGAUGCGUCAGCACCACAGCUUACAUCAGUAUCCACAACAUGUGUGCCUGGAUGAUAGACACCUUUGGCAAUGCUGAGCAGAGGGAGAAGUUCUGCCCUGACCUCUGUGCAAUGGAAAAGUUUGCUUCUUACUGUCUCACUGAACCAGGCAGCGGCAGUGAUGCUGCUUCCCUUCUUACAACUGCACAGAGGAAAGGUGACCAUUACAUCUUAAAUGGUUCUAAGGCCUUCAUCAGUGGAGGAGGAGACACAGACGUAUAUGUUGUGAUGUGCCGAACUGGAGGCAAAGGAGCCAAAGGUAUCUCAUGUUUGGUGGUAGAGAAGGGAACUCCAGGCCUCAGUUUUGGCAAAAAAGAAAAGAAGGUGGGUUGGAACUCUCAGCCAACCAGGGCAGUGAUAUUUGAGGAUUGUGCCGUGCCAGUGACCAACCGGCUUGGUGAGGAAGGACAAGGCUUCACCAUCGCCAUGAAAGGCCUGAAUGGAGGCAGGAUUAAUAUUGCAUCCUGUUCUCUUGGGGCGGCACAUGCCUGCGUACAGCUGGCAAGGGAUCACCUGUUGGUACGCAAACAGUUUGGAGAGACGCUCUCCAACAACCAGUUUCUUCAGUUCAAACUGGCAGAAAUGGCCACCAAGUUGGUUGCGUCUCGCCUUCUGGUGCGUGAAGCUGCGACGGCGCUUCAGGAGAACCGGUCUGAUGCCGUUUCCCUCUGCUCCAUGGCCAAGCUCUUUGCCACAGAUGAGUGCUUUAAUAUAUGCAACCAGGCUCUUCAGAUGCAUGGCGGGUACGGUUACCUCAAAGACUACGCAGUGCAGCAGUUUGUCCGUGACAUCCGAGUACAUCAGAUCCUGGAAGGAACAAAUGAGGUGAUGAGGAUGAUCAUCUCCCGAAAUCUGCUGACAGAGUCAUGAUAAAUCUCUUUCCUGGACCUUUAAGUGACUUUAAGUGACUUCAGUGAUGACCAUAUUGUGAUGGUCUGAACUUCUGGUUUGUUACAGUGUGACUGGUUUCCUCUGUUGCCCUCUGCAUCAUAGCUGUUCCAAAGGUGGCAAAGGUCAUAAGAGGAUUUGGGAUGAGUCAGUCAACAAAACUUAGAUAUUUAACUAUAAUAAUGCUCUAAAUAUGGCAAUAUCAAUGUGUCAGUUUGCGGUUGAUCAUUGGUUCAGAGUGAAAUAUCUCAGUAACUAUCGGAUGGAUUUCCAAGAACAUUUUGCACUUUCAUGGUUCAUUGAGGAUGAGUCCUAAAGACACGGCCAUCCCCUGACUUUUUAUGUAGAGCCACCUGCAGGUUCAUUCAUAUAACACUUGAGUUCAUGAUAGCAUACCACUUAUAGUAAUGACCCAAUUUCCAGCUAUACUUUGAGAAUAAUGCUAAUAUAGCAUGCUAAUAUUCUAGCUACAGGCAUGUCAACAUUAGCAUUUGGCCCAAAGCACAGCUGAAAGCACAACUUCAGUUGACAACUUACUUACGUAUGAAAGUACAGAAUGCAACUGAAGGCUGAGCCUGAGCAGCUUAGUCUGAGCUGUUAUACAGUAUAAUGGCCACCGCACAGAGGGUGAACCUGUUUUGAUUUAGGUAACUACAUGGCGUAAAAAAACAUUUAGGUUUUCUCUCACUUUUUUUUUUUUAUCCAACCAUUUUGUUUCUUGUGGGGCCGCCAGCAUGACUGGACUUACUCUUGUUUUUCUAUAAAGGCUGCUCAUUAGAACUUUUUCACUUAAUUUGAGAUUCUAACUGUUUCCUCUUUUAUUUAAAAAAGAAAACAUAGACACUAACUUUAGUAUUAAACGCUGUGGUUAUUCUGUUGUGGUAAUGUGUAUGUUACACAUCUAUAACACAGGCAGUUAAAACAUCUCUAUCCUCAAGUGGCCUUCCAGAUCUCAUUCACUGUAUGUUCAUGGUUACUGUAUUUUACCCCAUUGUGUGUUGUGUAGUAUGUAAAAAAACAGCUAUAUGGGAUGUGUACUGUGGAUUAUGUGUCACUUUGCCAACUGUACUUGCUGUUCACACUCCAAAUAAAAUGAUCUCAGCUUUUAUGAAAG